Paramuricea clavata is the source of this 6880-nucleotide messenger RNA. Lineage: Eukaryota; Metazoa; Cnidaria; Anthozoa; Malacalcyonacea; Plexauridae. The record is from the annotation of a GenBank genome assembly.
AUGGAACAGUUUACGUGGGAUACUUUCAUUGUGUUUGCGCUUUUGACAACUGUCAUACCGAGUACAAAGUCUAAACAGACUGAAGCUCGAGUGUAUAGAUUUACGAAAAGAGAUGUCUUCGAAAAUCCAGAGUAUUCGUCUUACACAGAAUGUGGUGUGAACACGUGCACACAAUACCAGGCAAAGUGUUUGGAAGAUGGAAAUUGUUGUUUGUGUCGAUGUACCUUUAAAUUUUCAACGUAUAAUGUGUCUGAGGCUAGAUGUGUGGCGGACGAAACUAUUUUGUCAGGUAAAAGUUAUACUGAAUACAGAUAAUAUAAUUCCAUUUUUUGCUCAAGCGAUUUAGUAUACAUGUAUGUUCUUAAGGUAGAAAGAUCAUGCACAUAGCACAUUAAUUUGACGAAUGGGUGUGAGCAAUCAAUGAACAUUAUUAUGUAUAGAAAUUUCUUCAUUGUUACUGAAAUGGCCCAUAUAUUUUUCAAUUAGCUGUUUAGAAUUAUAUUAAUUAAAUCACUGUCAAAAUAUUUUCUUGCAACCAAGAAAAUUAAUAUUAUAGCUGGCAUUACUUGGUGGAAAACUGGAAAUUGUGUGUUUUGUCAUUUGGUUGUGAAGCUAGCAUGGAAUUUUGGAACGGAAACUAUUUGCUCAUGACCUUAAUAACACGUUCUAAAUUACAAUUUCCAACCAUUUGAAUAACUGUACUAAAUAAAUUGUAAUAUGUAAUUUGAAAAAAAUAUAAGUUCGAUCUGUACAAAAAUCCUAUAGCUACAUUAUUAUGGAAUUUAAAUGGGAAUUGCGGUCAUUAAAACUAACUGCAUGGAAUGUACAUAAUGUACACAUUAAUGAUUACUUAUAGCAGAUUCAUUACACGCAAUCCAUACACAUUACACGCAAUCCUUUACCCUUUAAACUUUAACAUUUUCAAUAUAUUUUUAGCCAGUGGCAGUGCCUUUCGCUUCAUUCGCAAUGAUGAAAUUGAAACAGGCAUACCUAUGAGAACACUAAGUAAACCGAAACCCCUGGGCAAAAUUGUAAAAAUAUACAGGAACUCGAGCUCGACUCUAAAGAAAUGUAGGGUGCUGAUGAAGACGUCAUAUUAUUGGUCUGAUAGUAUGAGCGAGGAUUGGACGCCACUCUUGAAGAGGUCGUAUGGUAGACUGUUUGGAAUACGAGCUACAAAGAAUGACGUAACCCUACAGGUUAGGGCCAGUUGAUAUAUCAUAAUUUUAAGUAAUAGCUAAAUUUGGAGUGGCCAGUUUGAUGCACAAUAACUGGUAUUGUAUUUUCUGAAAUAAUAUUAACUCUAUAUUGUCUUAUAUUACUAAUCUUAUUAUGAGAUUAUAAUUAUUAAUAUUGCUGAGACAUUUAUUAUUCCCUAGCCUAUUAAGAUUUUACGAUUCAGUACAUUAAUUUUACUGUAUUGACCUCUCAACAAAUUAUUCAAAAUACAUUUUUCCAUAUAUUAUAUAAUUCAAUAUGAAACAGUAACUAUUCAUUUUAUGUUACCUAUAUUGUUCUCAAUUGACUUCCAUUAUUAAUAUUUGCUAGCUAUUUACUUCUUUCAAUUAAGAAUUAUAUAUUGACUUAAAAAAACUCAUUAAUAAUUCACGAGGAAAAUACAAAAGAAAUGAAUGUUUAAUCAAUGUUUGUAAAUCGGAUAAAGAUUUGUCCUGAUUUACAUAAAGUUCAGCUUUGAUUUUCUCGGCUUAGACAAUGUUUAUUUUUAAAAUUACUUCACCAAUGAACUCAUAAGAUGGGUAUUUUUUAAGCACACUAAAACAUUCGCAUCCGAUCUUUAUCUGAUAUACAAACUCUCGCCUUCGGUUCGAGUUUGUAUAUCAGAUAAAGAUCGGAUGCGAAUGUUUUAACUAUAUAGUACAUAUACAUAGAUCUUCGUUGGAAAUCCAAUUUUCUUACUAAUUGCAAUUUCUAUACUAUGGAUAGAGCAUGGAAAUACCAUAGAUUUAGUGAUAUAACAUAAAUAAUAAAUGAUAAAUUGCUGUUUAUUUUGUUUAUAAUUUUUUAAAAUUAUUUAAGAACUAUUGAUAACUUUUGUAUAGUGGGUCUACAGCAAUUCUACGAGAAAUUCAUGGUUUCAUGGCCGUGUUUUCCGUCUCAGUAUUCAAUGCGCAGGAAUAACUUCAACCAUCAUUUUCAAAUCAAAAAAGAAUUGUAAGUAUACAUGACAUAUCUUCCCACAUCAUCAUUUUUUCCACAUUUCAUAUGUGAAUAUAAUUAUGCCACCAUUUUACAACCUACAUAACUCACAUGCCUAGUUACCAUUGUUGUGAUAAUAUAAACAUCGGAAUGGAACAAUUAAAGGUAACCAAGCAUUUAAAGUAUAUGCUGUGCGAGCAAAUUGGGUGGCAAAGAUAAUAAACAUGUGUCAGCUACCUGAUAUAUUAUUGUAAUUUUCCGUAAAGGCUAAGCACAAAUUUUCAUCAGCAAAAAUAAUCCGAUUGAAAACGACCACGCCUUACAAUUAGUCAAGAUAUAUAAGUGGUGUUUUACAAUAGUUAUCCCACCAUGCCAACAUACAAGGGACUUAUUACAAAAACUUAUAUUGUUCUGAUUAUCUUUGUUUUUAUAGACAAUCAAAAUGAUUUCAUCGGUUGUUUAAAUCCAAGCAAGACGACAACGUCACUAAAAAACACGUUCAGCUGCAGUACAAUGACGCCAACGAUGUGUGAACGUUUUUGUCAGGGACAUGGACAUUCUGUGGCCAUGUUAAAGCAAGGAACACAAUGCCUUUGUUCAGAAUACACCCAAGUUAUGAGAUGGGAUGAAACAAAAUUUUCAUGUUCAAUACCGUGUGGUGGGGACGAGGGAACGUUUUGUGGUGGAAGAAAAACAUACUCUGCCUACAGAACAAUGCCAGGUGUGAUGUACAAACCGAUUUGACUUUUGAGAGAACCUGAUUUAGAAUGAGCGAUCACAUAUACUAACUCUUUUUCUAUAUCUUAAUCCAUGUACUGUACAGCGUGUCCCAAAAAACCCAAAACUAUUGAAAUAACGUAUUGUUAGAAUUUGAAUGCCCUAGCACUAAGCUGAACGCAAAGAUGAGUAAAAUAUUGACAGGGUGCAUAUAUUAAAUAUUGACAUAUUAAGAAAUUUAUUUAAAAAUAUCUUUGUAAAGUGCACAUUUUGUGCCCUCUUGGGAAUUUAAAGCAGCUUCUUCAACAGUUUCGGCUCAGUUAUGCAUAAAAUUUACUAUGUCAAGCUUUUAUGCGCAUGCACUUGUGGGUUCAGCAGAGUGCUGAUGCAUUCAAAUUCUAUAACAAUACGUUAUUUCAAUAAGUUUGGGGUUUUUGGGACACCCUGUAUUUACAAUAAUUUAUUCUUAAAUUUUAGAAUGGCCUGAUGAUUUCAAAUUUACCUCAAAUGGGUCAUUAAAUUCCCUGGAAUACCGCUGUACGCAAAUAAAGCAACCCAAUCCUUCAACCUCCUGGAACAAAACAUACCUAUGUGUCAAGAAAAUAGGAACGAACAUAAAACUUAGAUGGCUCUCUGAAAAACCACGAGAAAGAAUCUUGGUUAACCGACGGUGUAUUGCAAUCAACCAUGCGUCAAAUUCAUCUUUUUGGAAGGAUAAUUUUCUUUGUGUGUCCAAAGAAGUAGGUUUAAAAUUCAUGUGGUCGUAUUCUGGGGCUAUUUACGGAAUGAAAUGUCUGAAAAUGGAGGCAGAAGGACCGUUUGGUUGGGAAGAUAAUUAUCUUUGUGCAGGUACAGUAAUACAAAUUUGUAUUGCACACCUUAUCUGACAUAUAUGGCUAUUGUGGCAUUGACCUUUAGGAAGUGAAUGUAGCUUCAAUAUGUUAAACGGUAGUCUAAAAUUUCGUAGAAUAGUGGUGGAUUGUAUCUUGUUAUGGCCUGAAACCGGCGAUGAGUCUCAAAAUAUUGAGUAAAAUUACUCAAAUUUAAGAGCAAAUUUUCUCAUCAGUUUUGGAGCAAGGUAAUCUUCACUCAAAAAAUUGAGUAAAUUUUCUCACUGAUAAAUUUAAUUGAGUAAUUCUGUUCACAAUUUUAAGUCACUGUGGGUGCAUGCACUUAGCUUACUCCUCUUUUUUAAGUCAAAAUACUUAGAAAUUUAUUGCAGUGGCAUUGACGCUCAUCGUUUCUCUCAUUCCGUUUUCAAAUGUAGAUCGCACAGAGAAAAACCAAACAAUGGUGAGGAUAUAUUAAUGUAGAAUUUAGAUAUGGACUAACAUUUUUCCAAAUAGAAACAGUACUGUUAACAGCACCUUACAAAGUACCGGUUAUGUCAUAUUGAGAGUGUCAUGAUGUACAAUAAUAAAUACGUACAUGCAUCAGUGGAAGUCAUUUGACAGGAAAGAGUUGAUGAGUAUAAUAAUAAAGACUAAUAAGGAGAUUUCGACCUAUACAUCAUGGUAGCCUGACAACACACUUUCAAAACUCCAGUGUUGCUAUCAAAUUAGUAAUUUGGGGGAAAUAAAAGCUUGCAUUCACAUGCAAUAUACUAAAUAAUAAAUAAAUAGUUUUUUACUGCCCAGAGAUAGAGGAACUAAAUAUCGCAACAGGAAGCGAUUGACCUUCCUUGCCACGGUACCGGUCAAAUGAUCGUACGUACCUUUCUCCCCCCCCCCCCUCCAGUCCCCCUCCUGACCGCAUCAUUUUAUCCGGAGGUUACCUUUUUAUAAGUAAACUUGUAUUAAUGACUACUAUACACACCCAAUGUUUCUAAAUAGUUCCUUUCUCCAAUUCCUAGGUAUCGAUGCUGUGUCCACAUAGAACAGUCCCACGCACUAAUAACCCUACCAUAGCCACACACACUCAACAAAGAUACAUACAUACAGACAGCUUACCUCAUUCAUCAAAAUACCUUCCAUCCCAGUCAACUAGCGCCAGUUCUAGAUCAAAACGAGACCCUAACAAGAAAGAGAAAGACCAUAAUGAGUUAAUACCGUUGUAUAUUUUCGUGACUUUGGCUUCUAUUUUAUGCGCUUUGACGUUUGGUGUGGUGGCUGUGCUGUAUUUUAAAAGGAAAGUAAUGUCGAAGCGAAUUUUGAAUCCACAAGCACGAAUUACUAGUAAGUGCUUGUCUUUCAUAUUAUUAUAAACUAGAAGGGCACUCGGAGAAUGCAUCCUCCGCCAGCGAAUCAGGUUAUGUAUCAUGCAUAAAUUAUACAAUGGGCUAAUUAGGUAUUCAGUUUACUUUACCCAGCAAAGCAAGACAAAUUUAGGCAAUUCCAGCUUUUAGUUUAUGCGCGCAGAGGGGGAUGGGAAGAAAGGUAUUAUAUUGCUGAUUAUGCUGAAAAAAUAAAAAUGGCCGGUGACCCUGUAAACACGGAGUGAUACUGUAAAUAUUGAAAUAUCUUGGUUGUUUCGGCAGUUUUCAUUGAAAUUUUUCAGCAUAAUCAGCCAUAUGAUACCUUACUUCCCGUUACCACCUGCGCGCAUAAAUUAAAAGCUGGAAUUGCCUGUUUCUCAUGCAAUUUUCAUCCAAAUUUAACCAAAAUUUAAUAAAUUUGUUCUUGGACAAUGCCUAUUAGUCCCACAAAUUUUCGUGUUAAUACGUUCGAUAUUUCUUAAGUUAUUGUGCUGACAGACAACACACACACAGUAACACAUACAUACGCGGAUAAAAAUAUGACCUCCUGGCGAAGGUAAUAACUAAAUAUUAGAAUGCUUGUGAUGUUACUAUAUUAGAAUGCUUGUGAUGUUACCGAAAAAUAUGCCUGGCCACGGUGGGAAUCGAACCUACGACCUUUGGAAUAUUAGCCCAAUGCUCUGCCAACUGAGCUACGCGGUCAAGUCGGUUCGAGUAAGUGAUUUAUCACAAGCAUCAUAUUCACCUGAGUACAUCAUAUCAACACAGAAAAAAAAAUCAUGAUUACUAGAUUACAUUGAUAUCGGAGGAACUAGAUUCUGUUCCGAAAUAUCACUUACUCGAACCGACCUGACGGUCGGUUUGAGUAAGGUCGUAGGUUCGAUUCCCACCGUGGCCAGGCCCGGUGUGGAUAUACAUUCAGAGUAACAUCACAAGCAUCAUAUUCACUUGAGUACAUCACAUCACAUCACAUCACAUCACAUCACAUCACAUCACAUCACAUCAACACAGAAAAAAAUCAUAAAUAUUAGAAUGUUCUCCCUGAGUAAAUAACUGGAGGCAUAUGCAUAUUUGGCCAAUGCUUAGUUACCCUAGUUCUAUUCUAGUAUACGAUUUUGUAAACCGGCAGAACUAUAUAGCAACUAGGCAUGAUUUCCCCCAAGUGAUGAAUUGCUAGGCAACGUUGUAUACAUGUGUAAACCAAAUUAUAUUUUUAGUCUAUUGAGACUUUUAACAAAUUCUUUUAAUUUUAGAUUUUGACAACCCUAUCUGGCAGAUGGAUAAGAAGACGUCGAGUAGAAAAAUAGACACCAGACGGAAAAGCCGAAAGGAAAGACUUCCCUCUUUACCAGCCUUGACAAGUGAAACGUAUCCACUACAAACCCCAAAUACCACACUAGAAUCCGUUGAUGACCCAUCGCAAACACAAAAUACGCCGCCUGAAAACCAUUAUAUUACACCAGACGCCGAAAAUACUAGCCUAGCCCCACUAACGUUGGCAGCAAUAGCUGAUGGACGAAGCAAGACACUGGAAAUGGGAAGUGGAGUCUACGCCGAGAUACCACUGGACUCGAAUUUCAAUCCAUUCAACACACACGAUUUAGAAAAUAGUGGCACGAAUAGAGUUUAUAGUAAUAAUAACAAUCCAUUGGGCAAUCCAACAUAUGAAAGUAUUGACAGCUGUUUAAAUCCCGAGUCUCUAUACCUUGAAGUAUUGCCUUAGUAGAAGCUCGAUAAAAUAUUGAAAUUGCCUUUUGUUGAGGUCUUAGAAAGUAGACUAUUGAUACCUUUUCAUGUUUUCUUGGUUCGACC